AAUUCUAGGAAUAAAAACCAUUUGCACACAAUUUAAAGCAGCAUUGUCAACCAGAAGUACUGUACAUACAGAAGAAGACAAGCAACUCUAUCGAAAUAUAAUAGAAAACAGCAUUAGAACUCUAGCAACAGGAGUACAAGAAGAAGAUAUACCAUCCGAAAUAUCGAUCCGGAUACAAAACAUAUUUAAUAGAUUACCACCUGCAAACGAUCAAUUACCAGACUUACAACGAAACAACAUUGAUUACUGGCCACUAGAAUUGCCAUCAGCAAUACUACAAAUUGAACAAUUAAUAAUCCAA
Messenger RNA from Ambispora leptoticha, 301 nucleotides. The record is from the annotation of a GenBank genome assembly. NCBI's taxonomy places the organism in Eukaryota, Fungi, Glomeromycota, Glomeromycetes, Archaeosporales, Ambisporaceae.